CGGCCCCGCCGCCCCUCCGGGGGUACCGGGCGGUCCUGGGAGGUCCCGGAGGGGUUUGGGUGCCCCCCGGAGCCGGGGGAAGCGCAGGGACCCCCGGGGAGCCCAUGGCUGGAGCGUGGCCCCUGUGCUGGUGGGUCCCCAGCCUUGGGACAUCGAGACCCCUGUCACCCACCGGGAGGUCCUGGCCUGAGAUCUCUGAGGUUUAGAUGGGAUAGUGGGAAGGAAUUGUUCCCUGUGAGGGUGGGGGGGCCUUGGCACAGGUUGCCCAGAGGAGCUGUGCCUGCUCCCGGAUCCCUGGAAGUGUCCAAGGCCAGGUUGGAGAGGGCUUGCAGCAACCUGGGCUAGUGGAAGGUGUCCCUGUCCACGGCAGGGGGUGGCACUGGGUGAUCUUUAGCAUCUCUUCCAACCCAAACCAUUCCAUGAUUCCACGAUUCUGACAGUCUGUCUCUCACUGAAGCUUUUACACCCCAAAGGUGUGAUCCUAGCCCCACAGCAGCCACGAAACCACCUCUGUGCCUCCUGCACAGCCACAGGAACAUCCCCUGGGAGCGCAGCUGCUCCCUGACCCCCUCCCUGCCAGGUUCUCCUGCAGCACCACGGUUUCUCCUGGGAAGCACCAUCCCCAGGCAUGUUCCUGGUAGCAGGGGAUAAGGAGCAUCCCAGGGGUGGAUCAGAGCAUCCCAGGGGCUGGCUUGGAAACUCCAGCUCUUACCAAAACCUGCCAUGUGGGUUUGCUUCCCUGGCCUCGGGAGGGGGGGUGCAGGGCCAGGGAGAGCCACCAGCUCGGGAAGUCAGGAGUGGGAUGGCACUGGGUGUGUGUGUGUGGGGCUGAAUCUGCCUGUGGGAUCUGUUCCCAGCUCUCCUGAUCCACAGGGAGGAGGCAAAACUCGCCGUGUUCAUGUGAGAGAUGGCGAACGCCGAGGUGAGCGUCCCUGUGGGCGAUGUGGUGGUUGUACCAAGUGACGGCAAUGAAGGGGAGAACCCGGAGGAUACCAAAACCCAGGUGAUCCUGCAGCUCCAGCCGGUGCAGCAAGGGAUUUACCAGGAGGGCUCCGAGGCCAGCGCUGCCGUGGUGGCCGUGGAAACCCACACCAUCCACAAGCUGGAAGAAGGGAUCGACCCCAGCACCCUGGAAACGAGCGAGGAGAUCGAGAUCGCCUAUCCCAUCACCUGUGGGGAGAGCAAGGCCAUCCUGCUCUGGAAGAAGUUUGUCUGCCCAGGAAUCAAUGUCAAGUGUGUGAAGUUCAAUGACCAGCUCAUCAGCCCGAAGCAUUUUGUUCACCUGGCAGGGAAGUCCACCCUGAAGGACUGGAAAAGGGCCAUUCGCCUCGGAGGGAUCAUGCUGAGGAAGAUGAUGGAUUCGGGGCAGAUUGACUUCUACCAGCACGACAAAGUUUGCACCAACACCUGUCGGAGCACCAAGUUCGAUCUGCUGAUCAGCAGCGCCCGAGCGCCGGUGCCGGGGCAGCAGAGCGUGGUGCAGACCCCGACCUCAGCUGAUGGGAGCAUCACCCAGAUCGCGCUGUCGGAGGAGAGCAUGGAGGAGGGCAUCGAGUGGAACUCGGCUCUGACCGCUGCUGUCACCAUGGCCACUGAGGAGGGCAUCAAAAAGGACACUGAUGAGAUCUCAGAGGACACGCUGAUGUUCUGGAAGGGAAUAGCUGAUGUGGGGCUGAUGGAAGAGGUGGUGUGCAACAUCCAGAAGGAGAUAGAAGAAGUCCUAAGAGGGGUGCAGCAGAGGCUGGGGCAGUCUCCCUUCCAGAUGACAGAUGCCGCUGUCCUGAACAACGUUGCCCACACAUUUGGCCUAAUGGACACAGUCAAGAAGGUUCUGGACAACAGGAAAAACCAGACAGAGCAAGGAGAGGAGCAGUUUCUUUACACACUGGCAGACCUGGAGCGGCAGCUGGAAGAGCAGAAGAAACUCGCCAGGGACCAGAAGGCCAAGUCCCAGACCAUCCAGAACGUGGUGCUGAUGCCCGUGAGCGCUCCCAAGCCCCCCAAGAGACCCCGCCUGCAGCGCCCGGCCUCCGCCACCGUGCUGAGCCCCUCCACCCCCCUGCAGCAGCCCCAGUUCACCGUCAUCUCCCCCAUCGCCAUCGCGCCCGUCGGGCAGCAGUUCUCCGUGGGCAACAUCCCCGUGGCCACCAUCAGCCAGGGCUCCAGCCCCGUGACUGUGCACACCCUGCCCUCCGGCUCCCAGCUCUUCCGAUACGCCACCGUGGUGUCCUCCUCCUCCUCUUCCUCCUCCCCCUCCUCCUCCUCCAAGAGCAGCUCCUCGGACACGGUGACCCUGCACCCGUCCUCCAGCCUGGCGCUGCUGAGCUCAGCGGCCAUGCAGGACAGCGGGGCCCUGGCCAACGUGGCGGCCGUGGUCAACCCCGUGGAGCUGGUGGCCAUGGAGUCGGGCAUCACCUCCACCAUCCAGGCCGUGGAGGGCACCUCGGACGACGGGCAGACCAUCAUAGAGAUCGACCCGGCGCCGGAUCCCGAGGCGGACGCGGACGAGCCCGAGGGCAAAGCUGUGAUCCUGGAGACGGAGCUGAGGACUGAGGAGAAAGUGGUGGGAGGAGACGUGGAGGACCACCAGCACCAGGUCCAUAACGUGGAGAUUGUGGUCUUGGAGGACUAGUGGGGAAGGCAAAGCGUCAGUUUGGGGAAGAGUUGGGAAUUUGUCUUAUUUCAGGCUUUUCUUUUUUUUUUUUUUUUUUUUGGUUAAGCAUCUUUUCCAGCCACCCCAUUUGUUUCCAUGCAUAUUUUUUCAUUGUACUGUAUAUAAUAUAUAUAUAUAUAUAUAAUUUUGUUUUUUAAAACAAAACAAAAAAAAAGCUGGAGAAACACGUGAGACCUGGAAAAGGCUCCAUCUCCGUGGAGCACUGAACAAUCCUCCCCUGUUUGCAGGGUCAAGGAGAGACUGGAUCUCUGCUGGACAACCCAACCGGGAGGAACCAGCCACGCACUUGGUGCUUCUGCUCCGGGGCUGCCCCGGCCCCAGAGACUUUAUCUGAGAGACAAUAACCAGUGGCUGGAGCGUGGAUGUGGCUGUGGGAAGGGGUGACGGAUUUGGGGUGGAACAGGUACCUCAUUUGUAUUUUUAUUUUCCCCAGGAAAGGGAGUUCUGUCAGACUCUUCGCUGUCACCUCAGCUGGGAUUUUUUUUAUUGUUAUUCUUGCUUUGGGGAGCCUGACAGUCCAUGAAUUCACUGUCCAUGUUCUCCUCCUCCCCUUCCUCCACACAAAUUGUUUUUAUAUCUCUAUUUUUUUGUAUUUGUUUACUCUCUCCCUUCCCGCUGCCCAGAUUGCCCAGCUGCAAAGCCCUGGGGCCUCCUCUCCAGGCUCCCUGUAUCCCAAUCCCACUUCUUCCCGUGGCACUUUCCCCCCCAUCCCUUUCCCUGCCUGGCCAGGCUCGGUGCUGCCGCUUGGAGACUCUGAGAUCACUUUCAGCCUUUCACAGAAAGGCAAAAAAAAUACCAACUCAAGCUCAAACCCAGACCCUCCCCUUGGCUGCUCAGCGCCACAGGGACCUUUUUGGGGUGUACAAAGCAUGUUGUGCUGUUGCUUUCCGGGAGAGCUGGAUCCUGGAUUGGGACAGCUUCUGUUUACACUGUGUGCUGAGGCUGCUCCGUGCUUGUCGCUACUCGUUUUGGUGGUUUUAUUUUUGUAUUAUUAUUAUUAUUAUUACUAUUAUUAUUAUUUUUUUUUCCCUUCUUUCUUCCUAUAAUCUCUUGGCAGGAUUAGAACUGGCACGUUGCUGAAAUAAUGUGCACCCCACUGUUUUCCCUCUUUAUUUUUCGGUGGGAAGAUGGAAAGGGGGAAGCGCUGGGUGCCUUUAGAGCUGCGGAGG
Molecule: messenger RNA, 3843 nt
Organism: Myiozetetes cayanensis
Lineage: Eukaryota; Metazoa; Chordata; Aves; Passeriformes; Tyrannidae
Gene: GMEB1
Product: glucocorticoid modulatory element binding protein 1
Exons: 9
Coding region: 908-2632 (574 amino acids)
Biological process (GO): positive regulation of transcription by RNA polymerase II
Cellular component (GO): nucleus
Molecular function (GO): DNA-binding transcription activator activity, RNA polymerase II-specific; RNA polymerase II cis-regulatory region sequence-specific DNA binding
Source: RefSeq, a predicted model, not a curated record